AUGCGGCAGCUUUCAAACGAUCCCGUCGACGACUGGCUUGUAGAAGCCUUUGGCCGACUCGAUAUCCAAGCUAAAUUGUUAUUCAAGAGCACAACGGACAACCAGCCUCAUACGAAUAAUUGGGCCGACAACGAGAAGUCUCUUACGCUGAAAUCGUUACAUGAAGCGAGACAGCAGCUGGAUUCUCUCAUAUCAGAAUCGUAUCGGCUACAGCGCUGGGCGCGUAAUGCCGACUCCUCAGCCAACGUCAGCCUAUUAUUCCAGGCCCUUUCUGCCCAACAACGACUGCAAAGAGCUCUUACGUCUUGGCUGCAGGCUUACCGAACAUGGCGGACGACGCCGCCACGGCCUUCACUGCAGUCACUGCACUCACCUCAGGAGCAGGUCGCUCAGCGCUUACUUCUAGUCUAUCAUACGAUGGCGAGCAUUAUCACGGCUACGGCUCUAUAUCCAGGAGAUGAAACGGUUUUCGACCACUAUGAUCUGCAAUUUGCUUCAAUCAUCGCCUCUUCGAAAGAAAUUGUCCAGAUAUACAAUCCUGCGACUCCAAGGGACCCAAGAUCACAUGCUCACUGUACUCAGCAUUUCACCUUCACCAGCGAUCUCGGGCUUAUUCCAGUUUUAUACUACACAGCCCUGAAAUGCCGCGAUCCACAGAUGAGGCGGGACGCUGUAUCGAUGCUUGCGACGAAGACCCGUCAAGAAGGCAUCUGGGAGGGGCCAAUAGUAGCCCUGAUUGCCGCUGAAGUUAUUCGACUCGAGGAGACUCCAUAUUCUGAGCAAGGCGAAACCUAG
Messenger RNA from Clonostachys byssicola, 795 nucleotides. NCBI's taxonomy places the organism in Eukaryota, Fungi, Ascomycota, Sordariomycetes, Hypocreales, Bionectriaceae. The record is from the annotation of a GenBank genome assembly.